Bombina bombina (fire-bellied toad) is the source of this 1519-nucleotide messenger RNA. RefSeq names its product gamma-aminobutyric acid type A receptor subunit alpha3 (gene GABRA3). Gene Ontology annotation, cellular component: synapse; neuron projection; GABA-A receptor complex. The transcript is spliced from 9 exons. Bases 1 to 1434 code for a protein of 477 amino acids. Gene Ontology annotation, molecular function: transmitter-gated monoatomic ion channel activity involved in regulation of postsynaptic membrane potential; inhibitory extracellular ligand-gated monoatomic ion channel activity; benzodiazepine receptor activity. The record is from RefSeq and is a predicted model, not a curated record. Gene Ontology annotation, biological process: monoatomic ion transmembrane transport; signal transduction; nervous system process. NCBI's taxonomy places the organism in Eukaryota, Metazoa, Chordata, Amphibia, Anura, Bombinatoridae.
AUGGCACAGGGACAGGAAGGUGUAUCUUUGUUGUCCUUGAUUGUUCUUGGAAUCUUAUUGAGGAUGUGUCUACUGCCCAUUGGAAGUGGAAUAUCUACUAAACAUGCACCUGAACUGCUGGAUGAAAGUAGGAAUAAUAUCACUGUGUUUACCCGGAUUUUGGAUAGAUUGCUUGAUGGUUAUGACAACCGGCUCAGGCCAGGACUUGGAGGUAAGAAUGUUUCUAUUGUCACAGAUUCAGUGACAGAAGUGAAGACUGACAUUUACGUCACAAGCUUUGGUCCUGUGUCUGAUACUGAUAUGGAAUACACAAUAGAUGUGUUCUUUAGGCAGAGCUGGCUAGAUGAGAGGUUAAAGUUUCAUGGUCCUAUGAAGACUCUGGCCCUCAAUAACCUUUUGGCCAGCAAGAUCUGGACACCAGACACCUUUUUCCACAAUGGAAAAAAAUCUGUGGCUCACAACAUGACGACUCCAAACAAACUGCUUAGACUCGAAGAUAAUGGAACCCUUCUAUACACCAUGAGGCUCACUAUUCACGCCGAGUGUCCAAUGCACCUGGAGGAUUUCCCCAUGGACGUGCAUGCCUGUCCUUUGAAGUUUGGAAGUUAUGCCUACACUAAGGCUGAAGUUAUUUAUACCUGGACCAAUGGUUCUGCUGAGUCUGUAUCUGUUGCUACUGAUGGUUCUCGACUCAAUCAAUAUGACUUGUUGGGUCUGGCUGUCGGAUCUGAAACAAUACGAUCCAGCACAGGUGAAUACAUUGUUAUGACAACCCACUUCCACCUGAAGCGUAAAAUUGGAUAUUUUGUAAUUCAGACUUACCUUCCAUGUAUAAUGACUGUCAUCCUAUCACAAGUUUCCUUCUGGCUAAAUAGGGAGUCGGUUCCAGCCCGAACUGUUUUUGGAGUUACCACAGUCCUCACAAUGACAACCCUGAGUAUCAGUGCUCGGAACUCCCUUCCCAAAGUGGCCUAUGCUACAGCAAUGGACUGGUUCAUGGCUGUUUGUUAUGCAUUCGUCUUUUCUGCUCUGAUUGAAUUUGCCACAGUAAAUUACUUUACCAAGAGGGGCUGGGCCUGGGACGGGAAAAGGGCAUCAGACAGUCAAGAUCUCAAGAAGAAAGAGCCUAUAAUUCUGGCCAAGAAAUCAAACAACACGUACAACAUUGUAGGUACCACAUAUACACUGAAUAUCAAAGAACCUGCCCUUUCGACCAUUGCUAAGAGUGCAGCCAUUCCACCACCACCGCCUCCUCUCUCACCGCCUAGGCUCGAACCCAAGCCACCUGAGGGCAAGAAGACCUACAAUAGUGUCAGUCGGAUUGACAAGAUGUCUCGCAUUGUCUUUCCUGUCCUUUUUGCCAUUUUCAACCUUGUCUACUGGGCCACGUACGUCAACCGCGAAUCAACCAUCAAGGGCAUGAUACCUAAGUAAUUACAGCCCACUUCAUGACAUUCACUGCACUCUUCUCUUGUGUCGGAGGGGAAAAACAAUCAGGAUAUGCUAUUGUCCCUGCUCU